Oldenlandia corymbosa var. corymbosa is the source of this 2838-nucleotide messenger RNA. The record is from the annotation of a GenBank genome assembly. Lineage: Eukaryota; Viridiplantae; Streptophyta; Magnoliopsida; Gentianales; Rubiaceae.
GUUGACUUCCCAGCGAGUAAAAGAGAAAAUAAGAAGAAUAUCCAUCCUAUCUUGGAUUUGUAUGAAUAUACGCCGAAAUUCCUUCCAGAUUGAUCUGUUAAUUCACUUUGAACUGCAGAAGAAGCGAUUCGUAUCCUGUUCUUCGUUUUUUUGUUCCAUGCCCAGUUAACCAGUAGUUUUUACCAGUGAUUCACAAAAAAAUUUAGGGCUUCACGGUAAACACCAGCACGCCCAACAUUUGGGGGAAGAUGAAGCUUAAGCAAUUGGAAGGUCUUCUGGGUUCUCUUGAGCAAUUCUCCAACCCCAAGGUUUCCGGAAACCUAAUCUACUCUCAACUCCAGUCCUGAAAACUCUGUUCUUGCUCAUACUAUUUGUUUAUGCAUAUAUUUCUGCUUGGUUUUCGUGGGUUGUUGCUGAAUUAUCCUGGCAUGUCCUCUUUGGUGCCAUUGCAGAUUGAAUUUGAGCAAUAUCCAACUGGGCCUCACAUUGCAUCCCGAAUGUUGUACACUGCUGAGAAUUCAUUUGGGGAUGUGAGCGAUAAGGUGGUGGCAGAUUUUGGCUGUGGUUGUGGUACAUUAGGCCUUGCUGCAGCUCUCUUGGGUGCAGAACAUGUUGUUGGGUUUGACAUUGAUGCUGAUUCUCUUGAAAUUGCUCGUGAUAAUGCUGACGAGCUCGAGGUAGAUAUGGAAUUUGUUCAAUGUGACAUCAGGAAUUUAAGCUGGAAUGGCCAAAUAAUCAAUACUAUUGUUAUGAAUCCUCCUUUUGGAACAAGAAGAAAAGGCGCUGAUAUGGAUUUUCUUAGUGUAGCUUUAAAGGUGGUAAUGGAGUGCCAUAAUUGUCUUACUAUGUUUAUUUGGUUCAGUCUAAGUCCUGAGUUUAUUUUUGUCUCAGGUUGCGUCUGAAUCAGUUUAUUCCCUGCAUAAGACAACGACUAGAGAUGUGAGUUCCCCUCUUUGUAUGAGAAAGCUUCUUGAUGUAACAUUUGAGUUUAUUCCUUGCAUAAGACAACGACUAGAGAUGACUGUUUUCCAUGCCAGUUACAAGAGUUAAAUCUAUGGCCUGUAUAGCCUCCUAGCGGUUCUAGAUUGUGAUGAUUGAUUGAGAAAUAAGCUCUGUGGACAGAUUAGGUAGUCUCUGUGUGUUCUGGCUGGUUAGCCUUUUAUUGUUGGGCUUAGUGACUCUCUAUUCGAACUUUUGUUUUGCUGAUCAUUUUAGUUUUUCAUUUGGUGUUUACAGCACGUGAGAAGGACAGCAUUGCGAGAUUGUAAUGCUAGGAGUGCUGAGGUUAUAUGUGAGGUACAUCACAUAUCGUUUGAGUUCUCUGGCUAUUAAAUUUGAUGAUGUUGCUGUUAGAAUUUUAAGUCAAUAGUUUCCUUUUUCAGCUCCGGUACGAUGUGCCACAACUUUAUAAAUUCCACAAGAAAAAGGAAGUUGAUAUUGCUGUGGAUCUUUGGCGAUUUGUUCCUCAGGGAAAACAAUAAAAUUGGCCUGGGGGUGGACAAUCCAGGAGUAUAAGUAGAUCGUUCAGGCUUUGAAAAUGAUCAAAUACAUCUUAAACUGCAACGCAGUUUAUGUCAUGCAAAGGACUCAAAAGAGGCUGGAUCAUUGCUACUCACCGUUGGCCCGAGUGGACUUCCGUAGAACUUCGGGAAUUUGUGAAUCACUCCCUCUGCCCAAGACUGAUUAUGGAUUUUUUGGACAACGCAAGUAAAUUUAACCGAGCAGAAGUUAUGUUACGGAUGUCCUUGCAUCUAACAUAUAGUACUCGUUGAUUCUGAGCUUAGUGAUUGAUAUUCUUAACUUAUCUAAUCUUUUGGGCACCAUUUUCAACUGAAUGGAAAGAAGCAUUGAUUACUAAUACCGCCAUCAAUUUCAUUUACUCAAGAAACCCUUGAUAUUAAGUAUCCAAAAAAAUAGUGUACAAAACUUUGCUAUGGAGCUUCCAUCAAGGAACUCAUUUGGACAUACAUUUAUCUAUCAGCCUCUGUCUGAAACAGACUGCACCUAAAGGUAUCUUUCAUGGUUUUACAACAUCCGAGAAAAAGGGAAUAGGACGAAGAGGUGAGAAAGACUUGUCUAGAUAACAACAAAAUGAAUAUGAAUACACGAAUUUGCCAUUCUCAAUAACAAAAUUUACCGUUUUCUUCCAACGCCAGCCCUUCGGAAAGUGAAAGUCAGAGCACUUAGUUUACUGCAACAGCUGGUUCUUCUUCACUUGAUUCUGCCGGUUUACUUUCCUCACCGAGAGUAAAUUUGGUGAAUCUUCUAACUUUUAUGUUCUCCCCAAGAGCCGCAACGGUUUGCUUUACCAAGUCUUUUACCAGCAAGCUGUCAUCCUUGAUGAAAGGCUGUUCCAGAAGAGCAAGCUCACCAAGCCUCUUUGAUAUCCUUCCUUCGACAAUUUUCUCCCUUAUAUUCUCAGGUUUCGACUGGAGGUCCUCUCUCUGCAUCUCCAAUUCUUUUUCCUUGUUAACAAUUUCAGCAGGAACAUCUUCAAUAGACACAUAUUGUACCUGGGGACAGGCUACAACUUGCAUUGCUAGAUCGUCAACUAAAGUCUUGAAGUUUUCACUUCUGCCAACAAAGUCAGUUUCACAGUUGACUUCAAUAAGAACUCCAAUGCGAGCAUCAUGGAUGUAGGAUCCAAUCCUGCCUUCAGCUGCAAGUCUGCUGGAUUUCUUGUCAGCAGAAGACAGACCCUUCUUUCUCAGAUAUUCCUGUGCCUUUUCAAGGUCCCCACCAGUUUCAGAGAGGGCUUUCUUGCAGUCCAUCAUACCUGCUCCAGUUUCUUCUCGCAGUUGUUUGACCAGGGAAGGAGAGAUAGUUGCUUUCACAGGC